Molecule: messenger RNA, 1065 nt
Organism: Necator americanus (New World hookworm)
Lineage: Eukaryota; Metazoa; Nematoda; Chromadorea; Rhabditida; Ancylostomatidae
Exons: 10
Coding region: 1-1065 (354 amino acids)
Biological process (GO): mRNA splicing, via spliceosome
Cellular component (GO): precatalytic spliceosome; U2-type prespliceosome; U1 snRNP
Molecular function (GO): U1 snRNA binding; mRNA binding
Source: RefSeq, a predicted model, not a curated record
AUGGCUGAGGACCUAAUACGUCUGGAUACUGUACUAACAACUUACGUUACGAAUAAAAUCACGGGGUUUCUGCUUCCUUUUGAUUAUGAAGUGUUUGCAGAGUUGGGGAAGUCAAGAAUACUCUUUUUACCAGCCAGUAUCCUUGAGAUGACAGCUUGUCUCCCACCCAAUCUUUUGGCAUUGUUCGAAGCAAGACCGCCGAUCCCCUACCUUCCGCCACCAACGGAUCUACUCAUUGAAAAGAAGGAAAAAGGAAGAUGCACUGAAAUCACAGGAAUUGCCGAGUAUGUGGACCUUUUUGAGGAUCCGAAGGACACCCCUCCUAAACCAAUCAUUGAAACACGAACCGAGAAGAAAGAAAGGCGCAGAAGAGAGAAGGAGGAGUUGCUAGCCUACAAGUUAAAACAAGGAAUCGCCCAAUGGAAUCCAGCUGAAAAUCCGAAUGCCACUGAAGAUCCGUACAAAACUCUAUUUGUUGCUAGAAUUAAUUACGAAACAUCGGAGAAUAGAUUAAAACGAGAAUUUGAGACAUAUGGGAAGAUCAAGAAGUUAGCCAUGAUCCAUGACUUGAAUGGCAAACCACGAGGAUAUGCAUUUAUUGAAUACAGCGACAAAUCGGAAAUGUCUAACGCAUAUAAGCGCGCUGAUGGGACUAAGGUCGAUGGACGUAGGCUUAUUGUCGAUUACGAACGAGGUCGUACGCAGAAGUCUUGGCUGCCGAGAAGACUAGGCGGUGGAAAAGGGGAUACACGUCGUGCUCGAGAGUCUCGUGCUGCGAUGGAAGAGCGCGAAGCUGCUGGCUUACCUCCGCUGGAUGGUAACCGUGAUCGUGAUCGUGACAGAGCAGAUUCCCCUCGUACGCCUCGCGAUAGCUACCGUGAGCACGAUAGGAACGGUACCUCUCGGCACCGCAGCCGUUCACGCGAUCGCGGAUACGCUAGGGAUCGUGGUCAUGACCGUGAUCGUGGCUAUGGAAGAGAUAGAAGAGAGAACGGAUACGGACGAGAUGAUAGACGAAGCGGAUUCCGAGGACCUCCUGCUCCAUAUGGGCGGGACAGAAGAUAA